AUGAAAUUUUUGAAAAAUAUUUCCGAGGACCAGAAAGACAAAAUUCUUGCUCUUGACUGUGAAAUGUGUGGGAAUACCAGGCCACGUGAGGAACGCCAUUUGGAGAAACGUUAUGUUCUUAAAGCAACACUGAUUGACGGCCAUGGAAAUAUCAUCUUCGAUGAGCUUUGCAUUCCCGAAAAGACGGACGAAGACAUGAAAACAGAUAUUCAUGGAAUCACGAAACAAGACCUUCAGGGAAAACAGAGUUACCUUGAUCUUAUCGAGAAGGUCAAAGUUCUUGUCAAAGACAAAAUUGUUGUUGGUCAUUCCUUGGAUGCUGAUUUAAAAGGCCUUGGCUACAAUAAAACAGAGAAGAAACGAAUUCCCUUUGAGCAUCCAUUCAAACUUCAGCGAGAUACCGCAGAAAGAUUUCAGUGGACAACUGGGAAAAAACGUCCUUCAUUGAAGGAACUCGCCAAAAAUCACAUUGGAGUGACAAUUCAAGAGGGAAUUCAUGAUUCGAAAGAAGAUGCUUUUGCAGCACUUCUCAUCUAUGCAAAAUAUUAUGACUCUUGGGAGAUAAGCCUUAAGAAAAAAUUUUCAAUGCCUUUUCAUUGUGAAUUAUGCAAUGUUUUCUGCAAAUCUAAGAAGGUCUUACGAUCUCACUUGAAUGGCAAAAAACAUCAGCACAACGCGCUUUUGGCUGGAUCAGAUGAAUCAAGUUCCGAUUCAAACGAAUGA
This is a messenger RNA of Oikopleura dioica, 723 nucleotides long. NCBI's taxonomy places the organism in Eukaryota, Metazoa, Chordata, Appendicularia, Copelata, Oikopleuridae. The record is from the annotation of a GenBank genome assembly.